Geosmithia morbida is the source of this 648-nucleotide messenger RNA. RefSeq lists its product as uncharacterized. The record is from RefSeq and is a predicted model, not a curated record. Lineage: Eukaryota; Fungi; Ascomycota; Sordariomycetes; Hypocreales; Bionectriaceae. Bases 1 to 648 code for a protein of 215 amino acids. The transcript is spliced from 2 exons.
AUGACUCUAGCUCCCAGUGAAGGCACAAAGUCUCACGACCCCGCCAUGCUGACAUGGACAUCCUCACUCAAGGUGUACUCCGGCUCCGCCGCCCCCACCGAGAAGGAACCGACGGGCCCGGUCCCCACGGGAUCCCUAGCGGACGAGUCCGCCACGCACGACGGAGCCUUCUCAUCCAACAGCCCGCGCUCCUCGUCCGUCGCAGGCCCCAGCACCGGCGGCGCGUCGGAGACCGCCGAGCUCGAAUCGGCGCCCGACUCGGCGUCCCGCUCGGCGGCCCGGGACACCACGUCGACCGACGCGUCCAGCUACGACGCCGCCACGGGUUCCGGGAGGUUCUCGCCGUCAUAUGCGGGCAGGGACGCCGCCGCCGGCACGGCCCCGUCCUACGUGGCGGAGCAGUAUAUCCGGGACCCUCGCGGCCCUCACGGGAAGAACAUCUCCGACGGCUUCCACCACUCCGGCACCGAGGACGGAACGCAGAAGGCCAUCAACGCCGAGCCGGGGAGCAUCGACGACCCUUCCCGGUUGGCCGAGAGGCAGUUCGACCUCAAGGAUAACACGAGGACGAGGGCCGCUGGACCGCGCGAGCAUCACGUCACGCAUCAGUCAAAGUACGAUUCCCUCAGUGCUGAUGCAUCGGCUUAG